UGAUGUGGAUGGAGAUAACUGUCGAUGUGCGAACGUUUGAGCAUCAGACAGCUCAGGUUAGGGCCAUAGCAUCAUAGACAAAAGCCUAGUAUGCUGAAAUAGCAACGACUGAAAGUAUUUAAACAUGGCACCUAAAUCUAUGUCUGAAAAGUUUGCACACAUAGAGGAGAUUGACUUAAAAGAGACUACUUGCAUUUGCAGGAAACAUUGUAAUAACUGUAAAAUCUUCCUGGGAUUCUUCGUCUUAUCCCUUUCAUUGCAUCUAGUAACGCUUUUCUGUUAUUUGGACCUGAGAUCGGAGGUGAAACGCGAGAUUCUCCAGAAGAACAGAGAGGAGACAGUGUCACCGGCCGCAGACGAUAUGAAUGACCGAUAUUCUCCAGUAUUCCAGCUGUUGGAUAUCAGCUACCCAACUGAUCUACAGCCACAGAAUAGAUUGCCUCUGGGGAACAGUGAGGAAAACUCUCACCUCACAGAAGACAGAGAAAAUGCCGUCCAUCGCACCAAAAGGAGCCAGCAGAAUAAACGACUUGAUUCAGAAUCACAUGGAAACAAACGGAAAGAAAGGAAGAAAGGCAAGAAAGGCCCUCCGGGUGCACCUGGCCCCCCAGGCCCUCCAGGGCCACAGGGGCCACCAGGUAUUCCUGGCAUCCCAGGUAUCCCUGGGAACAACGCCAUGGGUCCCUCAGGACCACCCGGACCGCCAGGCCCUGCUGGACCCCCAGGGCCACAGGGACCCCCUGGUCUUCAAGGACCCUCAGGGGGCAGAGUCAGAGAUAGCCAGCCGGCUGUGGUACAUCUCCAAGGCCAGGAAACAACAAUACAGGUCAAGGAAGAUCUUUCAGAAGGCGUACUGAGAAACUGGAAAAUGAUAUCCAUGCAUCACAAGGUGUUCAAGAUGCACUCGCGGUCUGGGGAGCUGGAGGUGCUGGUAGAUGGUACCUACUUCAUCUAUAGUCAGGUAGAAGUUUACUACCUCAACUUCACUGACAUUGCUAGCUAUGAGGUGAUGGUGGACAAGACGCCGUUCCUGCGCUGUACACGGAGCAUCGAGACUGGACAGCGAAAGUUCAACACCUGCUACACGGCUGGGGUGUGUCUGCUGCGUGCCCGGCAGAAGAUCUCCAUCAGGAUGGUGUACGAGGACACCUCCAUUAGCAUGACCAACCACACCACCUUCCUGGGGAGCAUCCGACUUGGGGAGGCCCCCCCAGCCAGCCACUCCUGAAGAAGCAGACACAGGCCCACCAAACUGACUGUCAAAUCAGGACUCAACCCUCAACCAGCCCCAACCCUCAACCACCAUAUCUAUCUAUGGUUUGUGGGAGACUCCACCGACUCUACUCUGCCUCUACAACCAUCACCACCAUCUAUCACAUAUCGACCAAUGAGGAGAUGAGAAGGCCCACCUACUCCUGAGUUGACAUGUACAGUACAUACAGUAUCCACCCUCAGGCUGGGCCAGGCCCCAUCCUCAGGCUACUACUGAGCUGAUAGGUCCCACCCUACCUGAUAUUAGGGUGUAAUGGUGUAAUGAUAUUAACCCACUGCCUGUUAUCUCUGAGUGGAAGAUUCUUUCCAAAGAGUGAUGAUGACUCUGAUCUUCGGUGCUGAUUAUGGACAAAUAUGCACCCAACUUGUCAAGCAUUAAGAAAGGGAGGAGUUGCUGAUUUUUUUGGAAGAAAAAUACAUUAGGCUUUAAUUCUAGAAUAGUGCAUUUAUAGGGAAUAACUUGGUUUCCCUGAUCAUAACAUGCUUGAGAAACCAAGGUUGACAGGAGUCAUUCAAGUCUCCACUAAAAUAACUCUCUGUCAUGACAAAGUACAUAAAACACCUAUUAUACAUUAUUAAACAAAUGUAGAAUGCUUGUUUUUAUCUACCAAACUAAACCUAUUUGGAGAAGUGAAUGUGAUUGUUGGUGUGGUAUCAAUCCACUGAGUCAUAUAGGUCGUUAGCUAACAUGGGUACAUACUGUAAAAGCGUUUGAAUACAAUAUAGAAAUACAAUGUGUGAGAGUUCUCUGAUGAUUUGAACAUGCACAGCUGAAGCACAAACAUUUCUCUGUUAGAAUGUGCACUGAUUAAAACAAAUGAUUGAUCUGUAGGCAAAUAUCUCUCUCUCUCUCUCUCUACCUCUCUCUCUCUUUCUCUACCUCUCUCUCUCUUUCUCUCUCUCUCUCUCUCUUUCUCUCUCUCUCUCUCUACCUCUCUCUCUCUUUCUCUCUCUCUCUCUCUCUCUACCUCUCUCUCUCUUUCUCUCUCUACCUCUCUCUCUCUUUCUCUCUCUCUCUCUCUACCUCUCUCUCUCUUUCUCUCUCUCUCUCUCUACCUCUCUCUCUCUUUCUCUCUCUCUCUACCUCUCUCUCUCUUUCUCUCUCUCUCUCUCUACCUCUCUCUCUCUUUCUCUCUCUCUUAUUAAAUAACAAGGUCUUUAUGGAUGUUUCUUUUAGGUUGGAAAUGAAGUUGUUUGUCAAAUAUGGAAUCACCCAGAUUAAUACUGUAGAUUAAUUUUUCCAAAUUACUAACAUGACCUAAAAAUGACAUUCUUCAUGUUACUAUGUUGACCGUUCAUGAUCCCAAGGCUUGUCAUGGACACCAUUUAUAUUUCUUUGCUUUAUUUAGUUCUGCUCUGGUUUGUUUGAAAUAACCAAUUCACUUGUCAUUCCCUUUGAGCUGAACCAGUCAUGUCCUGUUUCUGGAAGGCCAUUUGUGUUUCACUUUUUCUCAGAGGAAUUUUGUCUUUCCAUAUACAUAGGCAGCUUGAAGCUUUUGUGAAUAAUCACACACAGUCGAAACAUUUUUCAGCAUAUAACUCCUUUGCGUGUUCAUGUUUAUAUGUGAGUGGACACAUUAGUCUUUAAGGAAGCAUUUAAGGGCACAGAUUAUCUGUCAACAUUACAGUUUCUGGAUGUUUAUGAAACUGCUCUGCACUGUGCAUGUAUUAUAGAUAUUACAGGGUUUGGUCAAUCACCAUGCAGUCAACCUUCUGGAAAAUUGGUGACAAAAGCAGAAUCAUGUCCAGUUGUUUUGAAUUAGUUUGAUAACCGUUAUGGAAGGAAAGAUAGAUCAGACCAUUACCCAGGGAAGUUCAAGUGUAUUACUUUUCUGUUAUUAUGGAAAUUCUACAUCAUCCAUAAUGUCUGCAAUAAGAGUUGGUAUCAAACAUGACAACUUUCAGUUUAGAAACCUGACAAAAAGGGCAGUGAGUGUACCAUGUUCUUGUAGUAUUACUUUAGUUGUGUAGCAAUCAGAAUUAGUUUGGUUCAAUUCAGUGCUUAUUCAGUGUUCAUUCUCCAAUUCAUGCUUUGUGAUUAAAUUCAAUGCCUGAGUCAAGUUGAGUCAAGAUAGAAUUGUCCCAAACUCUGGUAGCUAUAGUCCUUUUCAUUCAAACACUUUUUAGUUUAAGUGUUUCAAUACAUUGUGGUAUGUAUUGUGAUAUGAAUGAUUUGGAUUGUUUGUAGGUAAAUAGGGUAUAAUUGUUUCCCUGCUUUGUUGACUAAUAUGUACAUUUGUAUACUCUGUUGUGAUUGUAAAUAUGUAUAUAAAAUAGAAUUCUGUUUU
Molecule: messenger RNA, 3560 nt
Organism: Oncorhynchus kisutch (coho salmon)
Lineage: Eukaryota; Metazoa; Chordata; Actinopteri; Salmoniformes; Salmonidae
Product: ectodysplasin-A-like
Exons: 8
Coding region: 125-1228 (367 amino acids)
Biological process (GO): immune response; animal organ development
Cellular component (GO): membrane
Molecular function (GO): death receptor agonist activity; tumor necrosis factor receptor binding; death receptor binding
Source: RefSeq, a predicted model, not a curated record